GCUAUAAUGUCCGUGGAGCAUGUUGUUGGGCUGGGCUGGCAUUGGCAGGCUGCAGACCCGGGGCCUUCGUCCGGUUUUGGUCACGCGCUGUACGGCUGUCGUGUCGCGGGCGGUCUCUUUGUAGACCCCAAACGUGGAGCUAGCCUCCACACCGGGGAAUCCACGGUUCAGUCGGGUUUGGCACACGUCGGACGGCCUCGCGCAGGGCUUUGCGGAAGGGAAAUUCAAUUAAUGACAUGUACAUCAGGUGCCAUGCUGAAUGCAUAUGGCUGACGGCUUUGCGAGCGGCAGCUGUCACCGCAUUUAGGGUCGUGCAAUUACCGGACCCCCAAUUUUGCGAAGUUGUGUAACAGCUGUGUUUGGGGUGGCUCAAACAUUCCAUUUAGACAGUGCAAAGCCGUCUAGAAUGCGGCAAUUAUCAGUCCUUGACAGUGGCUCGCGGCCAGCCGCGCAGCCGGUGGCCAGUUGCUCCUACACCACCCUUCCCAAUUUUACUUCUAGACGCAUUCACCAACGGCAGCAUGCGUGUGGGCGGGGGGCCGACCAGUCAGCGGGGCGGCGGCGUCUGGCCGCGCCUGCACCGCUUCUAGCACCGCACCGGCUGACUGACAAUUCUCGACCUUCAAUUGCAUGCGCGUCUGGCGAGGAGGUCAUCAGUGGAUACACUCCCGCGAACUACAUUUCCUUCUCGGAGCAGCCAGGGGACGUCGCCGGUCACGGCUUUAGCGUCGUCGUAGACGCCCCAUCAAGCGUGUGCUUUGGAAUAUGGAACGACUGGAACCGUCUCGUGGAGUUCCUGGACCUGGUGGCGCAGAUUGGCUUGGACCCUAAAAACCCGGACAUGGCGCUGUUCCAGACCUUCUACCGUCACGGUCUCCUGCCGGUGAUGGAGAUCGUGUUCGUGCUGCAGAAGACGCAGGUGGUGGAGAAUGAACGCAUCGAGUUCGAGUCGGUGUGGGGCAUGCCUAUGUCAGGCUCUGUCUCCUUCCGGCCGGUAGACGGCGCUGGCGGCAGCCGCACGGAGGUGACGCUGGAGUUCGCGCAGGCACUGCCCACGCUGCUCGUAGACCUCAAAGUGGGGGUGUUCGGGGUGCAGAACAGCCUGCGCCCCAUCCUGUCCGACAACCUGGUGGCGUUUAAGGAGCUGGCGGAGGAGCUGGCGGCAGCUGAGAGUUCGCAGAAGGGCAAGGCCGGGAAGGGCGCGAGGCCGCGGCAGGAGGCGGGCGACCGGCAGUUUCUGCUGUUCGACGAGCGGGCGGACAUGCAGGCAUACGCGGAAAUGAUGGAGAUGAUGCAGGACGCCGAGCUCCAGCAGCAGGAGCAGCAGCGGCAGGCGGCGGCGGCGGCACAGCGGGCAAGCGCGGCGGCGUCUCAGCCACAGCAGCAGGAGCAGACGCCGGCGGAGGAGGACACGGCAAGGCAGCAGGGCCCGGGCACGGCGGCAGCAGCAGCAGGGCCGGCAGUGGCGGGUAGCGGCCGGGCAGGGCGGGGGACUCGGCGAACCACCCGGACAACGACGGACGCGGCGGGGGGCACGGCGGCUGGCGGGCGCGCCGCAUCGGACGCGGCGGCAGCCGGCGGGGGCCAGGGGCCUGACGACCGGUCAUCGGGUCGGAAGCGCUCGGUUCGCUCCACUCGCGGCGCGUCGUAGUCGUGGCGCUACUGCGGAGUGGUGUGGAAUGGGGCGGCCUUGUGCGGACGCAGCACGGCGUGGCGAGGGUGCAAUGCGGUGCGAUGCUGUGCGGUGCGGUGCGCGCAGGCCCAGACCGGGCAGGCGACGUGAGUGCGCAGCUGGGGAUAGCUAGGCGGUGCGCAGGCAGCUCUUGUUUCUGCGCCGUGGCCAACGCGCUGCCUUGCGGGCGGUUCCUGGCGCCGAUGUGGGGCUUGACGUGGCAGCUGCGCUGUGCUGUUGCGACUCGCAUGUCUUUACGCAGUAACCUGCCGGGCUUUACGGGACCGCAGCCAUGGUGAGUUGUUGGCGCUGGUCGUGAGGCAGGCAGGCAUCGGCUACAUCUAUCACUCAGACACGGCUUGUAGCGUACGGCGUUGUAGGAAUGCAUUACAAUAGCUAGCACUCGAGCGAUGUAUAUGCAGGCGCCGGCCCGGUCUUGCACGGGUGGCGAAGUUGCUCGCGUAUGCAGGUGGUCUUCCGCCUGCAGAGGGGGCGUGGAUGCCAUUUGUGUGGUUGGUUGCUGUUGCUGGCGCGUUGCGGUCUGGCAGAGGCGGGCGCUAAGAAGUGAGCUGCUGAGAGCGGCAUUGACGGGGCAGAUUACAGCUAAGACGAGGAUUCGGCUAUGCUAAUACGCGACUUAUGCUUGAGAACAAUGGGAGUGUAGAUGGUGCAUGCAGGGGACUGGGCCAAGCCCGGGCGUGACGGCAUUGGCCUAGAACCGAUGCGGGGACUGCCGACUGCAUGGUCGUGAGGCGGGCGGCCCGCGACCGGGCUGACAUAAACUUUCACAACGGUAUCGAGACUUGCAUCGGCAAUGACAGCCGCAGAGCCAAGUCACAAUUUUGCUGCUGUGGGGGCUGUCGCAUGAAUGUGACGAAUGUACGGUAGGUGGUAGGGCCUGGCGCUAGCGCAACGGUGCGCGCAGCUGGAUUGCGUGCGUGCACGUGUCAUGUGGGGUCAAAACUGGUGUGCUCCAAACUGGUGUGCGGUGGUGCCACGAAGUCACUUAUGCGGCGUCGUGCGCGUUUGCUGCUCGUGACUGUAAGCGUGUUCCAAC
Messenger RNA from Chlamydomonas reinhardtii, 2729 nucleotides. RefSeq lists its product as uncharacterized. Bases 407 to 1651 code for a protein of 414 amino acids. The record is from RefSeq and is a predicted model, not a curated record. The transcript is spliced from 5 exons. Lineage: Eukaryota; Viridiplantae; Chlorophyta; Chlorophyceae; Chlamydomonadales; Chlamydomonadaceae.